GAGAGCAAAGCAAUUCGGAGAUCUUCUCAGUAGCGGUGGCAGUGAUUGGUGGCAGCCAGACUUCAGAGACUUAGGGAGGGACACCCGCCCUGUAAACACGGGGUGUCACGCAGGAGACAGAGAAAAGAGAGAGAGAAAGCUGAGGAGAGACCAAGUCGAGAGAAAGGAAAGAGCUCUGUAGGAACUACUACCCCCAGGUUUUUCGCCGCCCUCUCCCCUUGCCUCUGAGGACUGGGUGAAAAGGGGAGGGGAUGCUCUUGUGAGUUGCGCCUCCUUUCGUCGGGUCGGGUGCGUGAAUGCUGUGUGAUCUCCAAGUUUUCAGACUUGGAAAGAGCCUGAGACGCUGAGCCGGAGCUCAGAGGACCCACUGACUGGUCAGGAGGAGGACAGGCAACAGGCAUAGUUAGCAGGAGGCAGCAGCAGCAGCUACUUUGGGAAGCAACAGCAACAGCAGCAGCAGCAACAGUAACAGCAGCAGCAGCAGCAACGUCCCACCAGGGCUUGAACAUGGAAGUACAAUAAGAAAGAGGACCCCGGCAAACUUCAGUCUCUGCUGCGCUCCAGAUCUCCCAGGCGGCUCCUUUUUUCUGUCAACAUGAAAGACGAUUUUGCAGAAGAGGAGGAGGUGCAGUCCUUCGGUUACAAGAGGUUUGGUAUUCAAGAAGGAACACAAUGUACCAAAUGUAAAAAUAACUGGGCACUGAAGUUUUCUAUCAUAUUAUUAUAUAUUCUGUGUGCCUUGCUAACAAUCACAGUAGCCAUCCUGGGAUACAAAGUUGUAGAGAAAAUGGACAAUGUUACAGGUGGCAUGGAGACAUCACAUCUACGAUACAAUGAGAAACUCACAGAAGUGGAGAGUGGUCUGAAGAAAUUAGGAGACCAAACUGGGCAGAAAGCUGUGAGCACCAACACAGAACUUUCCUCCUUCAGAUCAGACAUACUAGAUCUUAGACAACAACUUCAUGAGAUUACAGAGAAAACCAGCAAGAAUAAGGAUGCACUAGAAAAGUUGCAGGAGAGCGGGAAUAUUCUGGAUGACAGACAGAGCCAAAUGAGAGAAACAUUGGAGAAUAACUCUUUCCUGAUCACCACUGUCAACAAAACCCUCCAGGCUUACAACGGCUAUGUCAACAAUCUGCAACAAGAUACAAGUGUUCUCCAGGGCAAUUUACAGAGCCAAAUGCAUUCACAUAAUGUGGUCAUCAUGAACUUAAACAACCUGAAUCUAACACAAGUGCAACAAAGAAACCUAAUUAACAGUCUGCAGAGGUCUGUGGAUGACACAAGCCAAGCUAUCCAGCGAAUUAAGAAUGACUUUCAAAAUCUGCAACAAGUUUUCCUUCAAGCAAGGAAAGAUACAGAUUGGCUUAAGGAGAAAGUGCAGAACUUGCAAACACUGGCUGCCAACAACUCUGCCUUAGCCAAAGCUAACAAUGAUACUCUAGAGGACAUGAAUAGCCAACUUAACUCUUUCAAUGGUCAGUUGGACAAUAUCACUACUAUCUCACAAGCCAAUGAACAGAACCUGAAAGACCUUCAAGACUACCACAAAGAGUCAGAAAACAGAACCACCACUAAGUUUAACCAGCUAGAGGAACGAUUUCAACUCUUUGAAACAGAUAUAGUUAAUAUCAUUAGCAACAUCAGCUAUACAGCCCACCACUUGCGGACACUGACUGGCAACCUGAAUGAUGUCAGGACAACUUGCACAGACACCUUAACCAAACACACAGAUGAUCUAACUUCCUUGAAUAAUACACUGGCCAACAUUCGCUUAGAUUCUACAACUCUCAGGAUGCAGCAAGAUGUCAUGAGAUCAAGGUUAGAUAUCGAAGUAGCCAACUUGUCUGUGAUCAUGGAAGAAAUGAAACUGGUCGACUCCAAGCAUGGUCAACUCAUCAAGAAUUUUACAAUACUACAAGGCCCUCCUGGUCCCCGAGGACCUAAAGGUGACAGGGGACCCCAAGGACCUCUUGGUCCUACUGGCAACAAAGGACAGAAAGGAGAAAAAGGAGAGGCUGGGCCACCAGGCCCAGUAGGGGAGAGAGGCCCUGUGGGGCCAAUCGGUCCUCCAGGGGACAAAGGCAGUAAGGGCUCCAAAGGGUCCCAAGGACCAAAAGGACAACGAGGAUCCCCUGGGAAGACUGGCCCACCGGGACCAAGUGGAGACCCAGGCCCUCCAGGUCCUGCUGGCAAGGAUGGUGCUCCUGGUCCCCAGGGUCCACCUGGCUUCCAAGGAUUACAAGGCACAGUGGGAGAGCCUGGAGUUCCUGGUCCCCGAGGACUUCCUGGACUACCUGGGGUCCCAGGUAUGCCGGGUCCAAAGGGACCACCUGGGCCCCCAGGCCCCUCAGGAGCCAUGGCACCGUUGGCCCUACAGAAUGAACCAACACCAGCACCAGUGCCUAACGGGUGCCCUCCUCACUGGAAGAACUACACAGACAAAUGCUACUAUUUUUCAACAGAAAAAGAAAUUUUUAAUGAUGCAAAACUUUUCUGUGAAGACAGGUCUUCACAUCUAGUCUUCAUAAACACAAGAGAAGAACAGCAAUGGAUAAAAAAGCAGAUGGUGGGAAGAGACAGUCUCUGGAUUGGGCUUACAGACUCUGAACAAGAGAAUGAGUGGAAGUGGCUAGAUGGGACUACCCUGAAAUACAUAAAUUGGAAACCAGGACAGCCUGAUAACUGGGGUCACGGCCAUGGACCAGGAGAAGACUGUGCUGGGCUAAUUUAUACUGGGCAAUGGAAUGAUUUCCAGUGUGAAGACAUUAACAACUUCAUUUGUGAAAAAGACAGGGAGCCAGCACCAACUUCUGCAUCAUAAUAAGCUGUGAAAUGAACAGACAUGAAUACAAAUUCUGAACGUCUCCCAAAAGUAAAGGAUGUGCCUUUCUGACUAAAUCACCUUCUCACCCCAUGGAAAAAGAAAGCACUGAAAACUGGUUCACAAAAAUACUGGCUGCAAGUUUUUCUUCUCUUCCACCUUUACUCAAGGACUUGGGACCUAAUCAAUGGUCAGUGCACAGCUGGAUGGAAUCCCAUAAUCUUUUUCAGCCAAUAGCCACCCGUGUAUGGGAAUUCUCACUUCAGAAGCACAGGGAUAUUCCAUUCUGAAUAAGAAUGCUUGUUACUCAGCUAUAGAAAAAAUUUAAACAUCUACUGUGUAAACAGCGUGUUACAUUUGCUAAAAUCCCAAAUGUAGGAAAAUUAUACAGAUAUACAUAUAUAUAUAGUCCAAACUCUUAGUAAUAAUAUGGAAUAUACUUUUAAGAGCUUUUAAAACUUUGUAUUUUUGUACAAAAUAUUUGCUUUUUUAUAUAUAUUUUUCUUUUUUAUGGUCAUUUUACCAACACAGUUCAUGAAACCAAAGAAAACAAUAAUGAUACUAAUAACUCAUAGGGUUUCUUGUCAAAUGCAGCUCUUCCCAACGGUAAAGGAUGUUUUUCAGUUUUUUUAAUUACAUACACAUAUAUAAAUUUAUGUAUGUAUAGGUACAUAUACAUAUCUAUGUAUGUAAAUGUAUGUAUACAUAUGCAUAUGUGUAUAUGAGUGUAUCACUUCCCCAGGGUAUUCACUAACUUGAAAUAUCUUUAUCAACUCUGGCAAGGAGAAGUUUAUGAUUUCAUACAGGUCUAGACUUAGCCAAUAAUGGUUAAAGCUGUCCAUGUUGUUCACAGAACUUAUCGCUAGCAGUCAUCCCGCUCCAUCAUGUCAAAGGAAGUGGCUAUCUAAUGGCUGUUUCUCUCUUCUUUAUAUGGGUGGCGUUUGUGGGAAGGUGUUCCUUGGAAAAUAUAGACGGUUCCCAUUUCCUGCUCUCUGGAGGGCUCCGCUUAGGGUUCUGAGGAAAGACUCAGUAUCCCAGGAACCCCACAGCAGCAGGUGCUGCCUGCCAAGAGACCUCAAUAUUAGUUCAGCCAAGAGCACUGCCUUUGGAAAGACAGGAAUAAACUAUGUGCUGCCUGAAAUGUUUGCAUUUUUUUUGAGUCAAGUUUCAGAAAAGUAGUUCCAAAGUACAUAGAUUCUGAAAUGCUCGAAUAAAUGAAAAGCCACUAAAUCACCAUCUUGAAAAUGAACUUUUCCCAACCCCUCUCCCUCAUGAACCAUACUCUAACCUCUCCCCUUAUUCAGAAAACUAAAGGAAAAUAUGUUGAAAAUGGGCAUCGGGCACUGCCCAUGUUCAGGGUGAGGUCUCUACCCACCCGAUGUCCUACUCUCCCUUCCUCAUGGAGCUGCCUAGGCAGUGCUGCUAUCUAUCUUUAAUAAAAUUUUAAAGAAUAAAGAAAUAGUUCAACUUUA
Monodelphis domestica (gray short-tailed opossum) is the source of this 4296-nucleotide messenger RNA. It is a transcript of the gene COLEC12, whose product is annotated as collectin subfamily member 12. The record is from RefSeq and is a predicted model, not a curated record. Lineage: Eukaryota; Metazoa; Chordata; Mammalia; Didelphimorphia; Didelphidae.